GAUGAGCUGUGAUGAGGAAGAGGCACAGAGGGAUCCCACAGGUUUUGAAGAAUAGUCCAGAUUGCUGGCUUCUGUGGAAAACUUAGGAAACUUGGUAAAAUUCUCCUCUCUUCUGCUCAUACAGUUUUGCAUGUGGCCAGGAAAGAUCUUCAGGUUUGGAGGCGCCGCGUAACGGAACAGAAAACAGGAGAGACGAGAGGCGCGGUGGGCUAUGAGGUCAUCGCGGGCCUGCAGGGCUUGGGAGUGACGUCACCUCCGGGAAGCGUGCCAGCCGGGGCUGAGGGCGGUCCUCUCACCUGGGCUGCGUGAGAGGCUGCGGUCCCCGCGGCCUAAGAAGUUCUUAAAGGGCCAGCCCGCCGGAUCGCAAAGCUGCGUCCUGCGCCGCCCUUCUCUCGUGUCCGUGCCGGGGAGGCGGAAGACAGAGCAGGCUCGGGAAGGAGCCGGCGCUCCACCAUCCGCACCCCGCAUCGCGAACAAAGGAGCCCGCGUGUUGUCGGACGGCUGCCGGGUUGUGAGCCCCGGCCCAGCCCCUCCACCUCCCUGCUCCCCUGAUGAGACCAUGGACUCUGGCAGUGACUAAGUGGCCACCCUCUGCCCCUGUGCGUCACUGGCAAUUCUCUACAAGACCUAGCAGCAGUCCAGGACAGCUCUGGGGAAGCCUUGGCCACGCGGGGCCCCUGGCCAGCCCGCCUGCCCAGGAUGAGCACUUACCCUCCCAGCAGCUGCUGCCACAGUCACCACACCUCUCUGUAGAGGAGCACCAGGCCUCAGCUCCUGCCGGCAGGAGCCCACGAAUGCUGCACCCAGGCACCCAGCAGAGCCCGUUCAUGGUUGAUCUCCACGAACAGGUGCACCAGGGACCUGUCCCUCUGUCCUACACAGUCACCACAGUGACCACCCAAGGCUUCCCCUUGCCUACAAGCCAACACAUCCCUGGCUGCAGUGCCCAGCAGCUCCCAGCAUGCUCCGUGAUGUUCAGUGGGCAGCACUACCCCCUCUGCUGCCUCCCACCUCCGCAGCUGAUCCAGGCAUGUACCGUGCAGCAGCUGCCUGUGCCCUACCACACCUACCCCCACCUCAUCUCCAGUGACCACUACAUUCUUCACCCCCCGCCACCAGCCCCACCACCCCAACCUACCCACAUGGCACCUCUUGGUCAGUUUGUGUCCCUGCAGACCCAGCACCCACGUAUGCCCCUGCAGCGACUGGAUAAUGAGAUGGACCUUCGAGGGGACCAGCACCCCAUAGGUAGCUUCACUUACUCCACCUCUGCCACUGGCCCGGCCUUGUCACCCUCGGUGCCCCUUCACUACCUGCCCCAUGACCCACUGCACCAGGAGCUGUCCUUCGGUGUGCCGUAUUCCCACAUGAUGCCACGAAGACUGAGCACACAAAGAUACCGUCUACAGCAGCCGCUGCCACCGCCGCCGCCACCACCACCACCACCGCCGCCGCCAUCUUAUUACCCAAGCUUCCUACCCUACUUCCUUUCAAUGCUGCCAAUGUCACCGACCACCAUGGGCCCCACCAUCAGCCUGGAUCUGGAUGUGGAUGACGUGGAGAUGGAGAACUAUGAGGCCCUCCUGAACCUGGCUGAGCGGCUGGGAGAUGCCAAGCCCCGAGGCCUCACCAAAGCAGACAUAGAGCAGCUGCCGUCAUACCGCUUCAACCCUGACAGCCAUCAGUCGGAGCAGACCCUGUGUGUGGUCUGCUUCAGCGACUUUGAGGUGCGGCAGCUGCUCCGAGUCCUUCCCUGCAACCAUGAGUUCCAUGCCAAGUGUGUCGACAAGUGGUUGAAGGCUAACCGGACCUGUCCCAUUUGCCGGGCCGAUGCCUCCGAGGUGCCCAGGGAGGCUGAGUGAGGCUCCUUCAGCCACCCACAAGAACCCUGCCCAAAGCUCCGGAAAUGGGUGGGGGGAGGCAGGGAGUGGCCCAGGGAGAACUGUAAGGGAGGCCCAGGCCUGUCUCAGCGUUCUCACCUGCAACUCCAGAGCUGGGGCCAGGGUCAGCCCUGGAGAAGCCCCUGCAAUAAGCCCCUGCAUUUGCCAAGCUCCAAAGACUCCUUCCCCAAACUGCC
Molecule: messenger RNA, 2077 nt
Organism: Peromyscus eremicus (cactus mouse)
Lineage: Eukaryota; Metazoa; Chordata; Mammalia; Rodentia; Cricetidae
Gene: Rnf44
Product: ring finger protein 44
Exons: 13
Coding region: 552-1862 (436 amino acids)
Source: RefSeq, a predicted model, not a curated record